AUAAUUCAGAAAUCUAUUUAAUUGAAUUGGAUCAAAUUGAAAAAGAAGAAGACUAUAUUAUUGAUCUAGUAGAUGAAAAUAAGAAAAAUGAAAAAAGUAUUGCAAUAUCUAGUAUAUCUUAUAUAAAUACUAAAAGAAGUUACUUAAUCAAAGAAGAUAAAACUAAAAUGAUGA
Messenger RNA from Dentiscutata erythropus, 174 nucleotides. The record is from the annotation of a GenBank genome assembly. NCBI's taxonomy places the organism in Eukaryota, Fungi, Glomeromycota, Glomeromycetes, Diversisporales, Gigasporaceae.